AUGCGCAAGACACUCUCGGCAAAGGUCAAAGAAACCGUCGCAUAUUUGGACAGUCACGACACUCUGGCUAACGUGGACCAAAUCGAUGCGGCCGCGCUCAAGAAGCUGGCCCAAAAUCGACUGCCGGAUUAUAAUCUAUAUGUGCACCAGGGGGAACUGGUGAAUAACUUCAACACCCUUUUUCGGAGGCGACAGGACAGCGAUGGAGGCGACGGGGCGAUGAAAAGCGGCCGUCAAAAUGAUAUUUCCGUUAGUUUGGGUGACGACGAAGAAGACGAAUCUGAAUCGGACGACGGAGAGGCGCCGGGCGGCCUUGUUGGGUUGAUCGCCAAUCUGAGCGGGGGUGAGGAGGGAUCGGAUAUAGGCGCACUGGUCGGUGCACUAUCCGCUGCGAUAACCAAUAUUUUCGGGCCAAACGGUUUGGAUGUCCCCGGACUGCUGGGCACUGGAACCAGUUUGCUGGCCGGUUUGCUAGGGGGUGAUGAAAACUUUGGCAAGGUACUAGGAAACUACGUAGGUAUUGCGGUCGAAGGCUUCUCAGGCGGAGGCGCUGACAUGAAUGGAGCCUUUUUCGGAAACUUUUUGGGAGCCGUUAUUGCUGCAUUGAGCUCGGACCCGGAGGAUGAAGAUCUCCCUUUGAGACCGAAGCUGUUCAUCGAAAAUUUCUUCGUCGGACUACAGGAAGCCAAACGGAAGGGAGAUCCCGACGCGGAGAAUGUCCCUGAGCAUAAGGGCUCAGACCUGUUCGGCUUCAUCGGAAACAUUGUGGCUUCAAUUGUUGGGGGUGUCACAAGUUUAGUUCUAAACGCUUCCCUCGGAUCAUCCGGUGGGUCUUCGCAAGGGUCAGCUGAUGCAUCUGGGGCAUCUUCGGCAGGUAGCAGCGGUGAUCACUGUCCGCAUCCUUGCAAACCGACAUCUCAUUAGUGUGCCAUUC
Molecule: messenger RNA, 934 nt
Organism: Toxorhynchites rutilus septentrionalis
Lineage: Eukaryota; Metazoa; Arthropoda; Insecta; Diptera; Culicidae
Exons: 7
Coding region: 1-924 (307 amino acids)
Source: RefSeq, a predicted model, not a curated record